Messenger RNA from Olea europaea var. sylvestris, 2142 nucleotides. RefSeq lists its product as uncharacterized. The coding region runs from base 1 to 2142 and encodes 713 amino acids. The transcript is spliced from 5 exons. The record is from RefSeq and is a predicted model, not a curated record. NCBI's taxonomy places the organism in Eukaryota, Viridiplantae, Streptophyta, Magnoliopsida, Lamiales, Oleaceae.
AUGGAGGGAGACCAAAGUGAAGGUGGUGAGGAAGAUUCUGAUUUCUCUCAAUCUGAUAUUGAUAUGGCCUCUGAGGAAGACGAUAUGCUGUACAAUCUUAAUGUGAUAGACGGUAUUGAAAUUGGUAUGGAUAUCAACACAGUGGGACAAGGUGAAGAAGUAGUGCUUCGAGGGGAGAUGGAUGAGGUUAACACAUUUGAUGACUUGGAGUAUCCAUCCUCCGAAGAGCUAAAUUUGGAAUGUUCAUCGGAUGAAGAGGUUGGUUAUCGCUUCCCUGAAUUCUUUGCUGAGACGGAUAUGAGAAAUCCGAAGUUAGAGGUCGGACAACUAUUUCGAUUAAUGCAAGAGUUUAGAUGCGCGGUGAGAAGUUAUGGUGCUCUGAACGGAUAUAAUGUGAAGUUGAGGUGUAAUGAUAGGAAAAGAGCUCAAGGAGUCUGCAAAUCGGGGUGCUCUUGGAGGAUUUGGGCUUCGAAGUUGAACGAGACUGAGACGGUGCAAGUGAAGUCUUACACCCCCGAACACAUGCACCGGAGUCAAUACAAUAGACAUUGCAACUACAUUUUCCUAACGCAUCGAUAUAUUGAACAAUUCAAAGCAGAUCCUGAUUGGAAGACAAAGUCCAUUUUAGCGACUGUGAGGAAUGAUUUGAAGACGGAAAUAAGUAGAAAUGUUGCUUGUAGGAUGAGGCAAUAUGCGAAGGAGAUCCUAUUUGGUACCCUCCAGGAGCAAUUUGGCCUAUUAAGGAGAUACGCAGCGGAAGUUCAUAGAACAAACCCAAGAUCUUCUAUAUUCAUCACACUUAAUGAGCAAGUAUUCAAGGGAAUGUAUAUAUGCUUUAAUGCCUGCAAAGCUGGGUUUAGGGAUGGUUGUAGGAAAGUGAUCGGUGUUGACGGGUGCCAUUUGCGGGGUUGUUUUGGUAGUAUUAUGUUAACAGCAGUUGGACAGGAUGCUAGUAAUUGUAUUUACCCAGUGGCAUAUGCCGUUGUUGAAAAGGAGAAUACGGAAGCGUGGAGAUGGUUCAUAAAGUAUCUAGCCGAGGAUAUUCAAAUGGAAAACGGACGCGGGUGGACACUAAUGACUGAUAAGCAAAAGGGGCUUCAGAACGUAUGUGAUGAAUUGUUCCCGGAAGCAGAACAUCGAUUUUGUGUACGACACCUGUACACAAACUUCUUCAAUGCAGGAUUCAAGAGCAAAAUUCUUAAGGAUUAUCUUUGGCGCGCGGCAAAGUCCACAAUCGUCCCCGAAUUUAAAAUGUGGAUGCAAAAACUUCACGAUGUGAGUACCGCUGCAUAUGAUUGGUUGAUACAAAGGCACCCUCGGGAGUGGAGUCAGUCACAUUUUUCGGUGCAUUCGAAGAGCGACAUGGUACUUAACAAUGGCUGCGAAGUGUUCAAUAAGACAUUGUUAGAGGAUAGAGAAAAGUUGAUACUAAAUAUGCUUACAUCAGUGCAUAUGACUUUCAUGACAAGGAUACAGAAAAGGCGAGAUAAGAUGGUAGGAUGCCAAGGUCGUUUGUGUCCAAAGAUUCAGAAAAAGUUGGGAUCAGAUAAGAAAUGGGAUAUCACAGGUAUACCGUGUAUGCAUGCCAUUGCCGUGAUAUGCGAGUGCAGGAAUCAACCCGAAGAUUUCGUUGACAACUGUUAUAGUAUUGAGACAUACAUGGGAUGCUACAAUAAUAUUGUGAACCCAAUUAAUGGAAGAUUAUUGUGGCCUGAAGUAUAUGCACCUACAAUUUUCCCCCCCAAGUGGACCGUGUCCCGUAGGGGAAAAAAACAAAAAAAGAGGCGAAAGCAGGCAGAAGAAAUGGUUGUGUGCAUGAAAGGAAAAGCAUAUGUGAAGAAGAAGGGGGCUGUGACGAUGACGUGCUCGCAAUGCGGAUUGAAGGGACAUAAUAAGCGAUAUCAUUCCAGUGCAAAUGCUCCAGUUGAUGAUUGGAUUGACGUUGAAAUACAACCAGUUGAAAACAAUUGCAAUGUAUUGGUAAAUGAACAAGGUAAAUUGGUUGCCACAAGAGGAAAGGGAACAUUGAGCCAAGGCCGGAGGGAAGAAAAUCAAAUGCAAUUCAUGCCUACGCCUACGGUUGCAAGUGAAUCGCCUUCAAGGAUAUUAGAAUAUGGACCAUCCGCUACUUUUGGUCGAUGA